Molecule: messenger RNA, 1256 nt
Organism: Ixodes scapularis (black-legged tick)
Lineage: Eukaryota; Metazoa; Arthropoda; Arachnida; Ixodida; Ixodidae
Exons: 1
Coding region: 504-1163 (219 amino acids)
Source: RefSeq, a predicted model, not a curated record
ACUGAUGAACUUUGGGGCACCUGCGGAGUGCUCGGCUUCAACCCCAAGGCUCCGAACUGCGGUGGUUCGGUCGUCACGCGUUUUCGGGAAAACCCGAAGGGCGCACGUCCAACUUUCCGGUGCGGCUCCUGCAGGAAGGAGGUAAGCGUAAUCAUGCGUGUGAUAUUUUCGUAUUACGCCUAAAAAGAUAAUUAAUACGCCGUUCCUUCACAAUGGCCACUCAGCAGGCCUAAUUGUUUUCACAUUCUCUCAUCUAACAGUUCACGAACGAACGCAGUUUCGCGCCCGCUAAUAGUUUGAAUUUUUUAUUUCAGCUUUCGCAGGAGAAUGGUGUAGACGUUCUCCGUGGCGGGCCGUCCCGGCCAUCUUUCUUUUCAUACGUGGACGUCGAAGGCCGCCCCAACGUCAAGCUCUCCCGGAGAAAGAUCCUGUGGAUUUGCUUCUCCCUGACAAAGGGGUACUCGAGUGUCCAGACGGCAGAAGCCGUGCAAGACGUCUUCCCGAUGGGAAAUGACGUCCUGUGCGAUUGGAAGAACUUCAUUAGGGAAGCCGUCGCCGACGAGAUGGCGAGUCGGCCCCCACUGGGAGGGGUCGGCCAGGUCGUCCAAGUGGACGAGUCCCUCUUCCGGGGCAAGCGGAAGUAUAACCGCGGACGGCUUCUGGCGGGCGACAACGUGCCUGGUUGCAGCAGCGACCACUACCGCGGGACCGAGGAGAAGGGUCCUUGGAUUGUCGGCCUGAUCUCAGAAUCUACGGGAGAGCUUCGCCUGUUCGAAGUGAAGAAAAGGAACCGGAGGACCCUGCACGCCAUUGUAGCCAAGAACGUCUACCCGGGAACCACUGUAGUCACGGACAAGUGGAAGGGCUACGAUGGCCUGUGGACAGUUCACGAUGACCUGGGGCACAUGGUACUCAACCAUCUCACCGUGAACCACAGCGAAAACUUCGUGGACCCCGAAACCGGCGCUCACACCCAGAAGAUCGAGUCCGCCUGGACUGCCCUAAAACAAGACCUCCUCAAGAGAGGCAAGGGGACAAGCAAGACUCUGCUACCGUCGCACCUGACCUGGUACUGGUGGAACUCCAUCAACGGCCGAACCAGGUGCAGGGACCCCUUCCUCAGGCUUCUGGAAGCCAUCGACCGGAAGUAUCCGUGUGCCUGAACACGCUCAGCAAACGGCCCUUUUUAGGGCCACCCACUCCAGUUCAAAAGUCAGAUUUGGGGGUUUUACGUGCCAAACCUACGGCGGGCAUCU